AACAUGAAACAUUAUUGCGGAGAGCGAAUUUCAAAUGAAAUAUUUGCACCGACUUUAUUCUAGUUUUGUUGUUGAUGAGCAUUUCGGCAUUUCACAGUUUUUUUUUUAAUUUCUAGAUUAUAUGUAAAAGAAGCUAAAUUGUACUUUAAAUUGAUUUGGUAACUCGUAUGAAUUAUCUGAAGAUAAUGAAUCUAAAGAACAAUCUUUUACGAAAAAAAAACAUUUAAAAAAUGAUUCUAUAGAAGAAUCUGAUAUUUGAAAUCAUUGGUUGAUUGUUCGAUUUCGAGGUUAUGUUUUGUCACCGUAAAUAAAGUAACAAACACGCACAUGUGUGUGUUCUCAGGCUGUAUACGAAAAUAAAAAAGGAAAAAGGUUGCGGGAGUUGUUUUUUGGAUAAGCGAUUCCUUAUAUAUUGAGAAUCGGCGUUGUUUUUGUUGUUGUUUGCUUUAUAUACGACAUCAUCGAACAUUAUCGCGCGUGAACGAUGAGUGUCGUCGAUAGUGUGGAGGACGUUGAAACGUUGCAUGUUCGAUUGCUGACGAAUUUUCAAAAAAUUGAAGAUGUCUCCCUGACACCGCAAAUAAAUGGAAUUCUGAGGGGCCAAUACGGGGAGAGUCUAAACGAACAUUUUGGUUCCAUAAGUCGACAUGUAAUGUCAAAUGAGAAAGAGUUGACAGAACAAAUAAGCAACUCCUUGCAAACAGAAGAGAACCUGCAUGAAGAAUGGCUAUUGGCAGGUAUUUCAGCCCUUUGCUAUUUUGUUCAGUGCAAUUGGACCGGUCCAGAAGACAUGGAAGAUGUAGUUUGGCUAAUGAGUUUGAAUGAGAAAGCUCUAAGGUACUUGAAAUUGGACGACCAGUGCAACGAUAACAUGGUGAAGCCAGAAUUACUUUAUUUUGCAAAAACAAUAUUUUCUAUGAAAGAGUUAUGUUUUAAGUUUAAAACUUGUGGAUGGUGGGCAUUACGGGCAAAUUUUUUGCACGAGUUCAUCAUUGAAGAAUCCUCCGAUGUUCUUCUGGAACAGUCAGAGAAAUUGAUUGCUGAAAUAGAACAAUCGUCGCUGAUCAAAGAUGACUUCUUACGAACUUUGUUCAAUGUUGAAGUAGCCCAAUUUUACUUACGAUAUAAGAGGAUACAAAACUCUGAAAAGUAUAUGAAUGCUGCACAACAAACAGCUGGACUUCGCCUUAAACUUGAAGGUGCCAUGGGGAAGCGUACCAAAUUUCAACAAGAAGCUAAAGCUCAACUUUAUCUGGAUGUUGCUAUCGAUAAAGAAAUUUAUCCCUUCAGGAGCUGCCCCGAUUUACCUAAACCUUUAGAACUCAAUGAUGAACUGAGAUUGGAGAGAAUCGAGUUUGUCGAAGUUAAGGAGAGACCUCACCUUGGGUCAAUCGAGGAUUCUAUUGUAUUGACCAAAUGUUUUCACUUGCUCUUAUCACAACCUAAGGAUAAACUCACAGACGAAGAGAUCAUUCCAUAUUUAAAUAAUGUUAUCGAAUACACAAAAAAUUGGCCCCUCCUCAUGUCUGCGCUUCAUCAACGCUGUAUUAUGGAGUUGCGAGACAGAAGAACUGUGGAAAGGGCAAUGGCACAGGCCGAAAAUCUCAUGGAACUGUUGAAUCACGCUGUUCCACCAAUUUACAACAGAAUUGACUUUUUCUUCACUUCCGGAAUGAAGCCCAUCUGGACUUACAAACAGAUACUGGCUGAUGCUAUGUUAAGCCUUGGCCUUGUAAAAGGAGCUCUCGACCUUUACCUCAAACUUCACCUGUGGGAAGAUGUUAUUGUCUGUUAUACGAUUUUGGAGCUCAAGCAUAAAGCUGCCGAAAUAAUUCGUCAAGAAAUAAAAAAGAAAGAAACAGUGAAAUUGUGGUGUUUAUUGGGUGAUGCGACUCAAGAAAUUGAACAUUACGUAACGGCCUGGAAAUUGUCGAAUGAGAAAAGCAGUAGAGCCCAAAGACACUGGGGCUUCCAUUAUUUUGCCAAGCAGCUUUAUCAAGAAGCUAUACCUCAUUUGAAAUUAUCAGUGGAGUUAAACAAUAUUCAGGAAAAUGUCUGGAUUCGUUUGGGUUUUGCUGCUCUGCAAGUUGAGGAUUGGAAAUUGGCCGCGACUGCAUACAGAAGUUAUUGCAAUUUAGAACCCUCGACUUUUGAAGCAUGGAACAAUUUGGCGAAAGCUUACAUUAAAAUGGGAGAGAAGGAGAGAGCCUGGAGAUCGCUACAGGAUGCGAUAAAAUGCAAUUAUGACAGAUGGGAAAUUUGGGAUAAUUUGAUGCUCGUUAGUAUCGACGUGGGACAUUUCUUAGAGGCUAUACGGUGCUACCAUCGAAUUUUGGAUCUCAAAGGUCAACACAUCGACAUUCAAAUUCUGGUGAUACUGACAAAGGCUGUGAGGGAAAACAAGGUUGAUUAUGAUGGGAAUCCGUCGAGAAAGUUGUUGCCAAAAGUUCUUGAAUUGUUCGGUCGUCUCACAGCGAUAACACUUACAAAUUCUGAAAUUUGGCGGCUGUAUGCAGAGCUUACAAUAAUUAACAACACCGAACUUGAUGCACAAAAAGCAGCUCAAUAUUUGCAGCGCUCUUAUCGGGCAGCAAUUUCAGAUUCGAGAUGGGCCGAAACCAUCAAAGGCACUGUUACCGUGCUUGAUUUAUGCAUUCAAUUAGGCGAAGCUUAUUUGAAUUGUUAUACGAAUGUUUCGAUCGGUCAAAAAAGAUCAAUGCUCGGCAGCGCCAAAUUGUGCCUUCAAUCAGUUCUCACGAGGGUAAAAAAUUACGACUUGAUCCAACAAGAGGAAGUCCGCGAACGAGUCGAUUCUUUGGAUAAAUUAUUUGAAGCCAUUAAUACGGAAUUUGAAAAAGUCAAAGCGACAUAAUUAAUACUUUAAACCAAAUUAAAUUUGGAAGUAUUUAACAUCCCUAUUUUCACCCAAUAAGAAUAUUGCACAAUUUGUUAAAUAACUAAAUAAAGUUGAAAAUUGAGUCUUUUUUUAAUGUUAUAAUCAUCGAUAACCUGAUUGUAAUUGUGCCAGAAAAUGAUCAAAGAAUACAUAUAUAUAUAAAAGAAA
This is a messenger RNA of Venturia canescens, 3064 nucleotides long. Its product is annotated as tetratricopeptide repeat protein 27. Gene Ontology annotation, molecular function: protein binding. Bases 485 to 2872 code for a protein of 795 amino acids. The transcript has 7 exons. Lineage: Eukaryota; Metazoa; Arthropoda; Insecta; Hymenoptera; Ichneumonidae. The record is from RefSeq and is a predicted model, not a curated record.